CGCACUUGCUACCAACGACACUGAGUUACCCCAGGAUUUUCAUCUGCUCUGCUGUCGCCGUCACUGACAACGAGCUCCUCUUUCGCUGCCGCCGCCGCUGAAGUCUGCUUGGAAAUGUCAUGGAUAUUCACGCUCUACUUAAGACCAACUGCGAUAAACUCCUGGAACAGUAUCACGCUAACUUGCGCGAUGUCCGCGCUCUGCAGGAGACGUUGAUCAACGACAUACUGCCUUCUGUGUCCGACGAGCUCCACCUUGGCGAUUUAGAAACUAGUUGGGCGAAGGAAUGGCUAAACGAUACCUUUUCUAUCUUCCAUCUAUUCAGGGUGAGUAUACUAAACACUUUCCAGAACAAAACAGAUCCUCUAGGAAGACCUAUCAUCAUACUCAAAUUCGCCCCAUUCAACUACUGCUUGGACGAGUACAAAGGAGUCGUCUACCGUACUCUAGAGUGUCUUCGAUGUCACCUGCAAGAAGUCAACAGAAACGAGGUAGAAGGGCGUCCUGCUCUGCAGUACGUCUUGCUUCUCGACCUCAAGGGUCUAUCUAUGCAAAGCAUCAGUUUUGACCUUGUUUCUUGGCUGUUAUCCGACGUCAUACCACGGUUCCCGGGAAUGCUGUCAGCAGUUUUCAUGAUAAACUUCUCAUGGACUCACUCGGGCAUCUGGAGCGUAGCAAAGCGUCUUCUCCCGGCCAAUGCACUCUCUCGAGUCUUUUUCCCUAAGCAGGAAGAGCUUAUCAGCUACUUCACACCUUCAGCUUUACCACAAGGCAUUUAUAUGGCUAAUAUAUUUCCCGUACACGAGUUGACUAUUUUGAUAGAUUAUGGCGGGGUCUUGGAGCCUUUGUCAACUAUCUGUGAUCCCUCACAAGGAAGACAAAUAUCCCCUUCGCCUCAGUCAUUCUCUACCGCGGAAACCACUGAUUUAUCUCCUAUACCCGAGUCAUCGCCCCUUUCUCCGACGUCUAUGAUUAACCCAUUCUUUGGUUAUCCAGUCUCUGUGACGGGGAGAUCUGCAUCCUUGUACCGUGGGCGCCGCCGUAAGCGAGAUCUAGCAAAGACUUUGAUGUUGCUGUUAUGGCUCCGAUGGCGACGGCAAAUCAUGGCUUGUUUUUGGCUGGGGAUAUUCGCGUUAGCGGUGAGGUUAUGGUCUCGCCGAUGGCUAUUGCGUUCCCCCAAGGGUCUCGUUCUAUUGCAGGCAUUCUCAUGUAGUUAGUAACCGUCAUAAUCUAUCUUGGCACGCCAAAAACCCAUUCAUCCUGCCAUCAUCUAAUUUCGUCUCUUUAUUCCGUAUGACUCCGCAACGAAACUUGGGCAAUCAACGUCGGGCAAACAAUUAGAAAGUUAUAUUCGUAAGACCUCAUUCCCCGACCCUGAGUAUUGAGUGGUACGUACAAC
Messenger RNA from Desarmillaria tabescens, 1399 nucleotides. RefSeq names its product CRAL-TRIO domain-containing protein. NCBI's taxonomy places the organism in Eukaryota, Fungi, Basidiomycota, Agaricomycetes, Agaricales, Physalacriaceae. The transcript is spliced from 6 exons. The record is from RefSeq and is a predicted model, not a curated record. The coding region runs from base 120 to 1217 and encodes 365 amino acids.